Messenger RNA from Globicephala melas (long-finned pilot whale), 3601 nucleotides. It is a transcript of the gene RUNX1T1, whose product is annotated as RUNX1 partner transcriptional co-repressor 1. The record is from RefSeq and is a predicted model, not a curated record. Gene Ontology annotation, cellular component: nucleus. Gene Ontology annotation, biological process: DNA-templated transcription; negative regulation of DNA-templated transcription. Gene Ontology annotation, molecular function: transcription corepressor activity. NCBI's taxonomy places the organism in Eukaryota, Metazoa, Chordata, Mammalia, Artiodactyla, Delphinidae.
CCCUCUGUUUAUUUUCCUGCCUCCAUCUGGGCCCUGCUGAUAUUGUAAUCACCCUGAUGCACGUUGGCUUCUCUCCUCUCCCUCCUGCGCUCACACACUCACUCACACACAAUGUGCCAUCCUGACAAGCCUUUUACUUCUGAUAAGCUCCGAUGUGUGUUUAAUGAAUACAAAGCCGCGGUCUGGGUGCCGCCUCGGCUGCGGCCGCUCUCCUGCGCUCCUUUGCCAGAAGAUCGGACUGAGAAGCACUCCACGAUGCCAGACUCACCUGUGGAUGUGAAGACCCCGUCUAGGCUGACUCCUCCCACGAUGCCACCUCCCCCAACAACUCAAGGAGCUCCCAGAACCAGUUCAUUUACACCAACAACGUUAACUAAUGGCACGAGCCAUUCACCCACAGCCUUGAAUGGCGCCCCCUCACCGCCCAAUGGCUUUAGCAAUGGGCCUUCCUCUUCUUCCUCUUCUUCUCUGGCUAAUCAACAGCUGCCCCCAGCCUGUGGCGCCAGGCAGCUCAGUAAGCUGAAACGGUUCCUCACUACCUUGCAGCAGUUUGGCAAUGACAUUUCACCGGAAAUAGGAGAGAGAGUCCGCACCCUCGUACUAGGACUGGUGAACUCUACUUUGACAAUUGAAGAAUUUCAUUCCAAACUGCAAGAAGCUACGAACUUCCCACUGCGACCUUUUGUCAUCCCAUUUUUGAAGGCCAACUUGCCACUUCUGCAGCGUGAGCUCCUCCACUGCGCAAGGCUGGCCAAACAGAACCCUGCCCAGUACCUCGCCCAGCAUGAACAGCUGCUUCUGGAUGCCAGCACCACCUCACCUGUUGACUCCUCAGAGCUGCUUCUCGAUGUGAACGAAAACGGGAAGAGGCGAACUCCAGACAGAACCAAAGAAAAUGGCUUUGACAGAGAGCCUUUGCACUCAGAACAUCCAAGCAAGCGACCAUGCACUAUUAGCCCAGGCCAGCGGUACAGUCCAAAUAAUGGCUUAUCCUACCAGCCCAAUGGCCUGCCUCACCCCACCCCUCCUCCACCUCAGCAUUACCGUUUGGAUGAUAUGGCCAUUGCCCACCACUACAGGGACUCCUAUCGACACCCCAGCCACAGGGACCUCAGGGACAGAAACAGACCUAUGGGGUUGCAUGGCACACGUCAAGAAGAAAUGAUUGAUCACAGACUGACAGACAGAGAAUGGGCAGAGGAAUGGAAACAUCUUGACCAUCUGUUAAACUGCAUAAUGGACAUGGUAGAAAAAACAAGGCGAUCUCUCACUGUACUAAGGCGAUGUCAGGAAGCGGACCGGGAGGAAUUGAAUUACUGGAUCCGGCGGUACAGCGAUGCUGAGGACUUAAAAAAGGGCGGCAGCGGUAGCAGCAGCCACUCCAGGCAGCAGAGUCCUGUCAAUCCAGACCCAGUGGCGUUAGAUGCACAUCGGGAAUUCCUUCACAGGCCUGCUUCUGGAUAUGUGCCAGAGGAGAUCUGGAAGAAAGCUGAGGAGGCGGUCAACGAGGUGAAGCGGCAGGCGAUGACCGAGCUGCAGAAGGCCGUGUCCGAGGCCGAGCGGAAAGCGCACGAUAUGAUCACCUCGGAGCGCGCCAAGAUGGAGCGCACGGUGGCAGAGGCCAAGCGGCAGGCGGCGGAGGAUGCUCUCGCUGUCAUCAACCAGCAGGAAGAUUCGAGCGAGAGUUGCUGGAAUUGUGGCCGUAAAGCGAGUGAAACCUGCAGCGGCUGUAACACAGCCCGAUACUGUGGCUCGUUUUGCCAGCACAAAGACUGGGAGAAGCACCACCACAUCUGUGGACAGACCCUGCAAGCCCAGCAGCAGGGGGAUACGCCUGCUGUCAGCUCCUCCGUCACACCUAACAGCGGGGCCGGGAGCCCGAUGGACACACCACCAGCAGCCACCCCGAGGUCGACCACCCCGGGGACCCCUUCCACCAUAGAGACAACCCCUCGCUAGAUGUGCACUCAGAACUGUCAGAGGAAAGACAACACAACCAACGUGAAACCAAUUCCUCAUCCUCAGAUGCUCAAAGUUGUUUUUUGUUUGUUUGUUUGUUUAUAGAUGGACUAUCCUGGUUCAGUACUUCAGCAAGAGAGAACCUAACUGUAUCUUGAGGCGUUAGUAAAACAGAGGGCCAGUAACGGGUCGUAAUGACUUACUGUGGAUAACAAAGAUUUCUUUUCCUUAGAGAACUGAAAAGAGAGCAGAAAAUAUAACAUGAAAUGAUAGAUUUGACCUCCUCCUUGUUAUUUUCCAGUAGCUGGGAUUUUAAACUAGAUGACCUCAUUAACCGAUGCUUUACCAAACAGCAAACCAAGAGAUUGCUAAUUGCUGUUGAAAGCAAAAAUGCUAACAUUAAAAGUCACAAUGUUCUUUAUAUACAAUAAUGGAAAAAAAGAGGAAAACCCUCAAGGGCAUGAGCAUUGGCUACAGCAGUAGACAUUUUAACAAGAAGAUGAAUGGCGUCCGUGGGUUGCUAACUGAACUUUGAAGACCCGCCACAAAACGCGCAGAUGUGUAGCAUAUUGGAAGGAGACACAGAUGUUCGGUUUUUUUCCUGUUUCUGAAAAGAAAUAAUAUCCAGGUCAACAGAAGGAAAAAUGAAAGAUGAUUUGCAGUGGGAUAUGUGAAUACAGCAGCAAGAAAAAAAUGCCAUAACAUAAAAGGCUCCUUUAUAUAUAUAAACACACACACAGAAGUAAGAGACUCAGCCUGCAGUUGUUAGCAUCCUGGCAGCUUUGACACCAGCCAGCUGCCCUAAACAGCCCUCAACGUUUCUUCACUUUUUCAAGGUUCCACAGAGCAAGACAUUGGGUCUAUUCCAGCUCAUUCAUUUUAUAUUGAAAAAUAAUUUUUAAAAAUGAUGGCUCCAGCUCCAGCCCCUUUCUAAAUUUUUUCAACCCCACCCUGUUUGGAUUUUUAAUUAAAAACUAGUAGUUCUCUUGGUGUUAAAACACUUCUGUCCUGUGAGGUUUCCCAAUGGUGUUUUUCUUGUAAACGUGCUGGACGACUGUGAAGACGCGUUGUAGUUUAACCACGUGCCCACAUUUAGUCUCUUUAUUCCUAGUUGGUGAGAAACCUGUAUCUUUCUAUGCUGCUUUUAUAUCUGUAUGUAUUAGUGGUAUUUCUCUAGUAGUUCAAAAAAAAAAAAGAAAAAAGGAAAAAAAAGACUUUUUUUGGUUGUCCUCAAGAAAAGAAAGAAAAAGGCUAUCUUUCGGAGCUGCUAUUUCAUUCUCUUAUAGAAUUUUUUUUUUCCUGAAAACCAGCAUGCUUCACGGAAUGCUAACAUAUUGGUGUUUUUGUAAGAGGGAUGUACAUAAAUGUAUUUUGCACUGUCACAAUGACUCCCUAGGCAUGCUUUUUUUUUUUUUUUUGAGCAAACUCUUUUUAAAUAUGCUAGAGCCAUUUCACCAAGUUUAGCUGUAGCAUAGAGUAGUAGUGGAAUUUUUCUUUUUUCUUUUUUUCAUUGAAAAAUCAUUAUUAGGGACUUUAAAAAAUAACAAGAUAUCCUACUUUAAAAAAAAAAAGACAGUGCAUGCGUAUUGCUGUAAGGUUGUUUAAGUAUUUCUAAUUUUACAAAAAAAAAAAAAAAGAUAAA